AGGAAAAAAAGUAUUCGGGUUUAUAAAGAAAACGGUUGUACUGCGCCUGCGUAUGUUUGUGGUUGCCACGGUGACGACGGCGGGCUCAGUGGAGGGAGCAGGUUUGACAGCAGCACAGGAGAAAGACCCAGGCCAUAGAGCAGCACCCAUCAUACAUACCACCGCCGCUCAUCAACACAGACGUGGCGAUGGAGAGUGCAACGGCAGUGCUGUUCCCCGGAGAAUCUGAGGGGUACGUCCAGAGUUUGGAAACUUACCCACUCAAAGAAAUUGGAAGCGCCCGAUGGUUCAGACAGCACGAAUACAUCGAGAAGCUGAACAUGCAGGCUAUCCUGAACGCUACUGCCAGCCAGGAUGAGUUUGUGAAGGAGCACCUCAUCUCCUACAGCAAGAUCCCCACUCUGAUUUAUGAAGUGAUCUCUGUAGAAAUUUGGAAACAUAAAGUGUUCCCAAUCUUAUGUCAAUUGCAGGACUUCAACCCUAAAAGCACCUUCCCUAUAUACAUGGUGAUUCAUCAUGAAGCCACCAUUAUCAACCUCCUAGAGACUGUCCUGUUCCACAAGGAGUCCUGCGAGGCUGCAGAGGAGGCUGUUCUGGAUCUCCUCGAUUACUGUCUUCGGAAAGUCACCUGUCUGGCCGCUCAAACUGUGACUGGGGAGACGCCGACCCAGGACAAACUGACCCAGAGUGACCACUCGGACACAGCCACACUGCAGGAUCUUCAGGAACAGAGCACAGCACUCGAGUUUGAUGUAUCACUAAAGGCCCUCUCCAUCCUGCGCUACAUCACUGAUCACAUAGACAGUUUAACUCUGAGCACCCUAACCAGGAUGCUGAACACACACAACCUGCCCUGUGUGCUGGUGCAGUUAGUGGAGCACUGCCCCUGGAGCCGACGCACUAAAGGUCAGUUAGAGAAGUACAUGGAUGGGAAGUGGUACCAGGUCCCCAAAGUGGACCAGCUGAAGAUGACUAAGCUGGACGGCCAGGUGUGGAUCUGUCUGCUCAACCUGCUGCUGAGACCGGAGUGCCAGCAGAAGUAUGACUUCAACGACUUCAACAAGGGCCAGCUAUUAAAGCUGCGAGGCUUCCUCACAGAAGUCCUGAUCGACCAGCUGCCCAACCUGGGCGAGUUACAACGCUUCCUCAGCCACCUGUCUGUGACUGAUCCCGCUCCUCCAAAGAGGGACCUCAUUUUGGAGCAGAUCCCUGAGAUUAUGGACAACAUUCUGAAGGAGAAUUCCGGUAAAUGGAAAGCGAUCGCUAAGUACCAGGUGAAGCAAGCAUUCGACCCUUGUGAUGAGGACCUGCAGCAGCAUGCACGCAGACUGGCACAGACCUACAACCUGGAUGUGAUGGAAAACCUGAUCCCAGAGAAACCCAAGUGUGGCUUCUGUGGUUCGGAGGCGUCUAAGCGCUGCUCCCGCUGCCAGGGCGAGUGGUACUGCCGCCGGGAAUGUCAAGUCAAACACUGGCAGAAGCACAAGAAAGCAUGUGAGCUAAUGGCUGAAACUGUGAGUAAACUCCAGGGGGACUUGAAGAUCGAAGCAUAGAAAACCAGCAAAACAGCACAGAACAAGCAACUGGGAACUGAUGCACCAUCCCUGCUUAUAGGAGCGGGGAGACUCAUCUUCAGAAACUACACACAUUAAAUAAGAACAUGAGAUUCCCAUCCUAGUCUGGAAUGGGGAAGGUAUACUUGAACUGCAGCAGUUUGUGCAGAACUGGAUUGCAAUUUGCAACUUGCAACUUCAUUCCCAGCUCUUCCAGCAGGGGUCACUCUUGGACAGAGGGAUUUCUUUGGUGCUGUGAUGGGAUUGUCAUCCUGAUCUGAUCCAUGUAACCGUUAGCAGAGUUUGAACAAGUCCAAUUUAACAACGUAAACAGCAAAAGAAAGAGAGGAAGCCCCAAGGUCCAGCAGCUGUUUUGUACACAUUUAUGUAAUUUGUAAACUAGUAAAAAUAUAUAUAGUUAAAAUAAGCCUGGUAUUGUGUUUUUAAAUCUCUGUCUCUUAUCGUUCAAGUGACGUUGUUUAUUUAGGAGUUGAAUUGUGACUUAACACAAUUCAAUGCCUAUCAGUUACAACUCCUACACUUCCAGCAGGACCCGCCAGUGAAUGCAGUAGCUGCAUGUUCCAUGUCUACUCAACUGACGGAUUGUCCUAAUUCCAUAAUCCAACAAAGUACUGCAAAGGAAAAUCUGUUUCCAAUGGGAUGUAAUUCCAAGCCUCUAAAAAAAUGUGCCAAAGAAUAAACGUGAAACAGACACAGAAUUCGUAUCUACUAUCAUGCAUUUCCAAGGAUCCCUCCUCCUGUGGAUGGUAACAAGAUGUUGUGUUUUUCCUUGUGUGUGGAAACUGCUGUUGCUAGCUGACGUCACAGCCAGUCGACAAUAGCUUUUCCCUGGAAUCCUUACCGGUGUCCCGAGUCUCAUGGAGAUGUUAGCUGGCAGACAGGGUUCCAGUAGUGUGUAUGCUUUCUGUAUAUCGUUUACAUUAAAUGAGAAAGCAUUUA
This is a messenger RNA of Acipenser ruthenus (sterlet), 2513 nucleotides long. Its product is annotated as zinc finger MYND domain-containing protein 10-like. Bases 189 to 1553 code for a protein of 454 amino acids. The record is from RefSeq and is a predicted model, not a curated record. The transcript is spliced from 12 exons. Lineage: Eukaryota; Metazoa; Chordata; Actinopteri; Acipenseriformes; Acipenseridae. Gene Ontology annotation, biological process: motile cilium assembly; inner dynein arm assembly; outer dynein arm assembly. Gene Ontology annotation, cellular component: cytoplasm; centriolar satellite.